Cannabis sativa is the source of this 1123-nucleotide messenger RNA. Its product is annotated as large ribosomal subunit protein uL30z-like. Gene Ontology annotation, cellular component: cytosolic large ribosomal subunit. Gene Ontology annotation, biological process: maturation of LSU-rRNA from tricistronic rRNA transcript (SSU-rRNA, 5.8S rRNA, LSU-rRNA). Lineage: Eukaryota; Viridiplantae; Streptophyta; Magnoliopsida; Rosales; Cannabaceae. The transcript has 7 exons. Gene Ontology annotation, molecular function: RNA binding; structural constituent of ribosome. The coding region runs from base 241 to 981 and encodes 246 amino acids. The record is from RefSeq and is a predicted model, not a curated record.
AUUUAGGCCCAAAAACCUCAGCAAAUCAUUCGAUUGGGACGAUGAAGCUCUGAUUUGACGAAGCUCUCUUCUCUAAUUCCUCCUAGGGUUUCAUUUCAUCUACGCACUCUCACUCGCUCAGAACUUCAAUCCAAGUGUGGUGAAGGGAUCCAUAGUAAAAGGGCUUUGCCGAAAUCAUCUAGGAACUCCCAAGUCCCAACACAAAGCAGCAGCUUGAGAACAAAUUAAAGAGGGAGAAAAAUGGCGGAAGAGGAGGCAAAGGCUUUAUCCUACAUACCAGAAACAAUAUUGAAGAAGAGGAAAACCAAUGAAGAAGUAGCCCUUCGGAGGAAAGCCCAAUUGGAGCUCAGGAAACACGCUAGUAAGAAAGAUAAGAAGGAGUAUAUCAAAAAGCCCGAGGAAUUUGUCAAAGAGUUUCGCUACAUGGAGGUGGACCUUGUCAGGAUGAGACACAGGUUAAAGAAAAAGAGGCCAGAGUUGGCGACUCCAAAGUCGAAGCUCCUUUUCAUCAUCCGCAUACAAGGAACAAAUGACAUGCAUCCAGCAGUUAGGAAGACCCUUUACAACCUGAGGUUGAGGAAAGUGUUCAGUGCUGUCUUUGUGAAAGUGAAUGCUUCAGUAAUUGAAAAAUUACAAAGGGUGGAACCCUAUGUUACUUAUGGGUAUCCUAACCUCAAGAAUGUGAAGGAACUGAUUCGCAAGAAAGGCUUUGGAAACGUAGCCAAGCAAAGGGUACCUCUUACGGAUAACAAUGUUAUUGAGCAGGCACUUGGGCAACAUGGAAUUCUUUGCAUAGAAGAUCUUGUGCAUGAAAUUGCUAAUGUUGGUCCUCAUUUUAAGGAGGUUGCUCAUUUUCUAUACCCCUUUAUGCUCAACAAGCCACAAGGGGGUUUAAAAGGGAUAAAGAAAGUCUACAAGGACGGAGGAGAAUCUGGCAAUCGUGAGGAUCACAUCAAUGAGCUAAUAGACAAGAUGAAUUAGAAUGCAGAGAACAUUAUGGAAAUAUUUUUGUACCUUUCGGCUAGAUGGUCCAUUUUAUUUUCUUUUUUAUGCUAAGAAUGUCACUAGUAUUGUAAUUUUCCUUGAAACUAUUUAAAGUAGUAAAAUCGUGGUGUUACUCGUA